AUGAGCAAUCAACAACCGCAAGAACAACAACAACAACAACAGCAAGUGGACAGCACUCCUCCACCUCGAGAAGAAGACGAAGAAGAAGAAAAGUCCGAAACGCCUCCACAAGCGUACGACCCCGAACGCGUCUACACGCCCGAACAACUCGAAGUACUCAACGUCCUGGUCCAUCCCAUUUGGAUAUUUGACUUUUGUGAUCGUCGCAUGCGAUGGGCCAAUGAAGCGGGCUUGGAAAUGUGGAAUGCCAGUUCCUUGGAGGAACUACAGAAUCGAGAUUUCAACGACAUUUCCGGUGCCGCCGCCAAACGCAUGGAAGACUUUCUCGUCCAAUGCGAUCUCGGUCUCAACAUGACCGAACAAUGGACCAUGUAUCCCAAAGGCAAGGCCGUCACGGUACACAUGAAUGUCAGUGGCGUGCGAUUGUCACAGGACGACGAUCACAAGAGCCUCCUCUGUGAAGGCAUUCCCUUGGUGAAGGAAGAAUUGGUCAAUGAAUCACUGCGAUCCAUGGAAAUGUUACGACACUUGCCCAUGGCGGUUUGUCAAUUCGAUAUGGAAGGAAAAGUCAUGUUCCAGAAUCCAGAAGCUGUGCUCUGGAAACACUCUUCGAACAACAAUAGUAAUAACAAUAAUCCACCAGGAGGAGGAGACCAAGAAAGCAAGGAGGAUGACAUGACCGAUACCAUUGACGGUUCCGCUACGGAAAUCGACGACGACAAUCGAUCCACCACAUCCACUACAACCAGCAGCAGUGGAUCCACCGCGAACGCCGCUGCAAAGAAAAUGGCCGGAAAUUUACUCAAUCGAUUCGUUGACCCCAACAUUGGGAAACAACUCUUGCAACAAAUUCAAACGUCCACGGAACAAUGUGACAUGGAAGCCAUGCUCAACACCAAAAAGGGACCCCGGUGGUCCGCCAUUCAGGUACGCAAGGUCAAAGACCCAGUCACAGGAGAAAGUGUCAUUCUAUACAAUGCCAGAGACAAGACCGAUGCCGUCAAUGCACGAAAAGAAAAACGAGCCAGAGAACAAAAGUCCGAGUUUCUGGCAAUCAUGGCGCAUGAAAUCAGAACACCGCUGCACCAGGUCACUGGCUUUAUCGAUCUCCUGGAUCAAACAUCCCUCAACACGGAACAGAAAUCAUUUGUCAAAUUGCUACAAUCCUCAGCGCAGGGACUCAUGACUGUGAUUAGUGAUGUGCUCGACUAUAGUAAGUUGGAAGCUGGCAAAAUGAAACUGGAAUGCAUACCCCACGAAGUAAGAUCCGUAGUGGAAGGUUCCAUGGAAGCUGUACGACAGUCAUGCGAAGAAAAGGACCUGUAUCUCAAACUGGAAUGGAACAAGGAUAUCCCCUUCAAGCUCAUGGGAGAUCCCAACCGAUUGCGACAAAUACUCCUCAAUUUGCUGAGCAAUGCUGCCAAAUUCACCAAAAAGGGAGGGAUCAGCGUGAAGGCCAUGACGGUUGAAGAGAAGGUGACUAUCACUAGCAAGGGCAGCAAGGAGAAUCAAACCAACAACAACAGCAACAAAAGCGACAAAGUACCCAUCCGACGACACAAAAGCAAACCGAGAUUUCGUCCAAUGGUCAAGUUUGUGGUGGAAGAUACUGGAAUGGGGAUUUCGCAGGAGCAUCGCGACGUCAUUUUCCGAAAAUACCAACAAGCAGACGUUUCCGUGGCGCGCAACUUUGGAGGUACGGGACUUGGCCUCAGCAUUUGUCAAUUGCUCACGCAAAACAUGGGCGGGUCCAUCGGGGUAGACAGCACCGUGGGAAAGGGGUCCCAAUUUUGGUUCACACUACCAGCCGUUGUUCCCACCGAAAAGGAUCCAGUUGAAUCAAGUGAAAGUGACAUUACGGAGGAACUGGGAAAUCAACUGCAAGUGCUUGUAGUCGAAGACAACAAGGUGAACCAAAAGCUCAUGGUCACCAUGCUGAAGCGGAUGGGCCACGCAUGCGCUUUGGCAGAAAAUGGCAAAGAGGCAAUUGACAUGAUCGAAAAGACUGAAUAUCACUUGGUUCUAAUGGACAUUCAGAUGCCUGUGAUGGAUGGUUUAGAAGCAACAAGGCGACUGCGAAGUAUGGGGUACAACAAUCUACCAAUCUAUGGACUUACUGCCAGUGUCGCACGAUCAGAUUUCAGAGAAUUUGGAUUCAACGAUUGGCUGCCAAAGCCGAUUCCGAUGAAGGCUCUCAAAGCCAAACUGCAUCACUUCAAACAAAAUCACUUUCAACAGGCAACUCACACUGGACCACAAUAA
This is a messenger RNA of Seminavis robusta, 2262 nucleotides long. NCBI's taxonomy places the organism in Eukaryota, Bacillariophyta, Bacillariophyceae, Naviculales, Naviculaceae. The record is from the annotation of a GenBank genome assembly.